This is a messenger RNA of Papilio machaon (common yellow swallowtail), 1341 nucleotides long. Its product is annotated as protein Wnt-4. The transcript is spliced from 8 exons. Gene Ontology annotation, cellular component: extracellular region. The record is from RefSeq and is a predicted model, not a curated record. Gene Ontology annotation, biological process: canonical Wnt signaling pathway; neuron differentiation; multicellular organism development. The coding region runs from base 1 to 1017 and encodes 338 amino acids. Gene Ontology annotation, molecular function: frizzled binding; cytokine activity. NCBI's taxonomy places the organism in Eukaryota, Metazoa, Arthropoda, Insecta, Lepidoptera, Papilionidae.
AUGAAGAACCUGGCGGUACCAAGCGCUCCCGCUCAAGCAGGCAACUCUUCGCUGGAAACCUUUACGACGCUGCAGAAGGAGAGCUGUCAUAGGCUGGAAUAUCUCGUUGAGCGACAAAAACAGCUCUGUCUACUCUCUGAUAGAGUGUUACAGGUGCUGCAGACGGGCGCGGGGCAAGCGGUAGAGGAAUGUCAGCAUCAGUUCCGCCACAGCCGGUGGAAUUGUAGUACCGUUGCUAAUUCCACUGAUAUCUUUGGAGGAGUACUUAAAUUUAAAUCUCGUGAGUCAGCAUUCGUACAUGCUCUCUCAUCAGCGGCGCUGGCUCAUGCGGUGGCGCGUGCCUGCAGCCGUGGCGAACUUAACGAGUGCUCGUGUGAUGCUAGGGUUAGGAAGAGGACGCCCCGGCACUGGCAAUGGGGAGGCUGUUCUGAGGAUAUAAGAUACGGUGAGAUGUUCAGCCGAGACUUCGUCGACGCCAAAGAAGAUAAAGAUACUGACGUGGGUCUCAUGAAUCUCCACAACAAUGAAGCGGGACGAAGGGCGGUGCGCAGUCGCAUGCAGCGCGUGUGCAAGUGUCACGGCAUGUCGGGCUCGUGCUCGGUGCGAGUUUGUUGGCGACGUCUGCCGCAGCUGCGACUGGUCGGCGACGCGCUUGCGACGCGUUACGAGGGCGCAUCACAUGUCAAGGUGGUGGAGCGAAAACGUGGUAAGAACAUUCGGAAGCUGAGACCAUUACACGCGGAUAUGAAGAAACCAAACAAAACUGAUUUGGUCUAUCUCGAAGAAUCUCCUGACUACUGCGAACCUAACGAUGAAUUAGGUAUCCUCGGUACUCGAGGUCGGACUUGCAACAGAACAUCAGCAGGUCUCGACGGCUGCCGCCUGCUGUGUUGCGGCCGCGGCUACCAGACCCGAGUGCGCGACCACGAGGAGAAGUGCCGCUGCCGGUUCGUGUGGUGCUGUCGAGUACAUUGCGAGAUUUGUCGGUACAAACGAGAUCAUCAUGUCUGCAACUAGAACUUGCCCGUCAAUGUAUAACGUUGUUUUACUAGAGUCGUGUUUUAUACCAGUUCCGUGGUACACCUGAAUCUCGACAAAUCAAGACUAAUAUAAUUUAAUCAAUGCGUUAGGAAGCUCUACUUAAACUUCGACUCUUUAGCAAACUUUUAAUAUUAAUCUUUUGUACAUACAUAUACGUAUGCAUAAGGUUUGUGUAAAUUUGAUCAAAUAUUUGAGGCUACGUAGUAUGUUGUAUUCGACCUUUAGAAAAACUCCUAGACAUUUAUGGCUUUAAUCGUUAGUUAGUUUCUUCUUAGAUCUCUUCUAUAGAUUCUUUGCAGU